This is a messenger RNA of Punica granatum (pomegranate), 2111 nucleotides long. The record is from RefSeq and is a predicted model, not a curated record. Lineage: Eukaryota; Viridiplantae; Streptophyta; Magnoliopsida; Myrtales; Lythraceae.
AAUAGAUGGGGUCCAGGGGAAGGUGAAGUGUCGGGCUUGAUGGUGGUUGAUGAAACAGGCACCACCACUGACUGACCACUUACUCUUCCUUUGGCCUCCUCAUCAUCAUCAUCUGAGGAUUUCUCUUUGUUUAUUUAUCGCAUUAUUAUUUGUAAGAUACAGAAGAGACGCACAAUAUCAGCACCCAAAUAUAAUUUUUAUUUAUAUAUAUAUUUUUGAAUGGUGUGGCUCAACAACCACUAGUUUCCCAGCCAUAACUAACUCCAGGAUCAGCCCACACGGGGAGAGGGAAGAGAGAAGAAAGCGCGCGAGAAUGGCCAUGGCGUUGGCGCUUCGACGGCUUUCAUCUUCUGUCAAUCAGCCAAUCCGCCCCAUCUUCAAUGGCUCCCUCUACUACAUGUCGUCUCUGCCUAAUGAGGCUGUUUACGAGAAGUCCGGGGUCACUUGGCCAAAGCAGCUCAAUGCCCCACUUGAGGUCGUGGAUUCUGAGAUUGCUGACAUUAUCGAGCUUGAGAAAGCUAGGCAAUGGAAGGGACUGGAGCUCAUCCCCUCUGAGAACUUCACUUCUGUCUCUGUGAUGCAAGCAGUCGGAUCUGUUAUGACCAACAAGUAUAGUGAAGGAUAUCCGGGUGCGAGAUACUAUGGAGGAAAUGAGUAUAUUGACAUGGCAGAGUCUCUGUGCCAGAAGCGAGCUCUGGAAGCGUUUCGGUUGGACCCUGCAAAAUGGGGAGUUAACGUGCAGUCUCUAUCCGGCUCUCCAGCCAACUUUCAAGUGUACACUGCCCUAUUGAAACCUCAUGAGAGGAUCAUGGCACUUGACCUUCCUCAUGGUGGGCAUCUUUCCCAUGGAUACCAGACUGACACCAAAAAGAUAUCUGCAGUGUCGAUAUUCUUUGAGACGAUGCCAUACAGAUUGAAUGAGAGCACUGGUUAUAUUGAUUAUGACCAGUUGGAGAAGAGUGCCGUACUUUUCAGGCCAAAACUUAUUGUUGCUGGUGCCAGUGCUUAUGCACGUCUGUACGACUAUGAUCGUAUUCGCAAGGUCUGCGACAAGCAGAAGGCAAUCCUGUUAGCUGACAUGGCCCAUAUCAGUGGUUUGGUCGCAGCUGGUGUGAUCCCGUCCCCGUUUGACUGUGCUGAUGUAGUCACCACUACGACCCACAAGUCACUCCGUGGACCCCGUGGAGCCAUGAUCUUUUACCGUAAGGGAGUGAAAGAGGUCAACAAGCAAGGGAAGGAGGUUCUCUAUGAUUUUGAGGAGAAGAUCAAUCAGGCUGUCUUUCCUGGUCUCCAAGGGGGACCACACAACCACACCAUUGCCGGCUUAGCAGUUGCCCUGAAGCAGGCUACUACUCCAGAGUACAGAGCAUACCAGGAGCAAGUGCUCAGUAACUGUGCGAAAUUUGCAGAGUCUCUAGCUAGUAAAGGAUAUGAACUCGUUUCUGGUGGAACCGAAAACCAUCUGGUGUUGGUUAACUUGAAAAACAAGGGAAUUGAUGGCUCCAGAGUGGAAAAGGUCUUGGAAGCUGUUCACAUUGCUGCCAACAAAAACACCGUGCCUGGAGAUGUAUCCGCAAUGGUUCCUGGCGGCAUUAGGAUGGGGACACCGGCUCUUACUUCCAGAGGAUUUGUUGAAGAGGACUUUGUUAAAGUAGCAGAGUUCUUUGAUGCCGCGGUGGAUAUUGCAGUGAAGAUCAAGGCCGAAACAAAAGGGACAAAGUUGAAGGACUUCCUGGCCACGAUGCCCAACUUCCAAUCGGAGAUUGCAAAGCUCCGCCACAAUGUUGAGGAGUAUGCAAAGCAGUUCCCAACAAUAGGGUUCGACAAACAAACCAUGAAGUACAAGAACUGAAGGAGAUAUUGCGCCGCUAAGUGGUAUUACAAUCCAGAUGCUUAAGGAACAUGUCCCGAUGAUGCAGAUGUGAGCUGAUGCAGAAGGAUAAGAUCUCUCUUGUACACAUAAAUUUGUAUUGAAUCUCGUCCAUGUACCAAAAGGACCUGUACAAACUAAAAUCCGAGGAAAUGUAUGAUACAUUCCCUGAUUCCGGAUUCCGCUUGUGAUUCCACGUGCUGUGGAUUAUAUUUCACUAGCUAACAUAUUUUUCCGUCCA